AUGGAGUGCGUGCACGCCCUGCAGCGCCUGGUGGAGCAGCUCAAGCUGGAGGCCGGUGUGGAGAGGAUCAAGGUCUCUCAGGCCGCUGCAGAGCUCCAACAGUACUGCGUGCAGAACGCCUGCAAGGAUGCCCUGCUGGUCAGCGUUCCAGCGGGAAGCAACCCCUUCCGAGAGCCCAGAUCCUGUGCUUUAUUCUGAAGACU
Messenger RNA from Molossus molossus (Pallas's mastiff bat), 203 nucleotides. Its product is annotated as guanine nucleotide-binding protein G(I)/G(S)/G(O) subunit gamma-10-like. Gene Ontology annotation, biological process: G protein-coupled receptor signaling pathway. NCBI's taxonomy places the organism in Eukaryota, Metazoa, Chordata, Mammalia, Chiroptera, Molossidae. Bases 1 to 198 code for a protein of 65 amino acids. The transcript is spliced from 2 exons. Gene Ontology annotation, molecular function: G-protein beta-subunit binding. Gene Ontology annotation, cellular component: heterotrimeric G-protein complex. The record is from RefSeq and is a predicted model, not a curated record.